Antrostomus carolinensis (chuck-will's-widow) is the source of this 795-nucleotide messenger RNA. It is a transcript of the gene BDH2, whose product is annotated as 3-hydroxybutyrate dehydrogenase 2. Gene Ontology annotation, cellular component: cytoplasm. The transcript is spliced from 10 exons. The coding region runs from base 58 to 795 and encodes 245 amino acids. Lineage: Eukaryota; Metazoa; Chordata; Aves; Caprimulgiformes; Caprimulgidae. Gene Ontology annotation, biological process: siderophore biosynthetic process. Gene Ontology annotation, molecular function: 3-hydroxybutyrate dehydrogenase activity. The record is from RefSeq and is a predicted model, not a curated record.
CUUCUGUACAAAGGUCACUAAGCAUAACAAGCUGUUUGAGAUCUCUCGGUCAGCAGUAUGGGUCGGCUUGAUGGGAAGAUCAUACUGCUGUCUGCAGCAGCACAAGGGAUUGGCCGGGCAGCUGCUAUAGCUUUUGCUAAAGAAGGAGCUAAAGUCAUUGCUACAGACAUCAAUGAGUCUAAGCUGCAAGAACUGAAGAAAUACCCAGGCAUUCAAAUACGGGUUCUGGAUGUCACCAAAAAGGAGCAGAUAGAAAACCUGGCCAAGGAGAUUGAAAGGAUUGAUGUCCUCUGUAACAUUGCAGGGUUUGUUCACCAUGGAACCAUUUUGGAGUGUGAGGAGGUAGACUGGAACUUCACUAUGAACCUCAAUGUUCACAGCAUGUAUCUAAUGAUCAAGACAUUCCUUCCUAAAAUGCUUAAACAAAAAUCUGGAAAUAUUAUAAAUAUGUCUUCUGUGGCAUCCAGCAUUAAAGGAGUUGUGAACAGAUGUGUAUAUAGUACUUCAAAGGCAGCAGUUAUUGGUCUAACAAAGUCUGUGGCUGCUGAUUUCAUUGAACAAGGCAUCAGAUGCAACUGCAUAUGUCCCGGAACUGUUGACACACCAUCUUUACAGGAAAGAAUACAAGCCCGGCCUAACCCAGAACAGGCACUGAAAGACUUUCUAGCCAGACAGAAGACUGGUAGGAUGGCUACUGCUGAAGAAGUUGCCCAUCUCUUUGUGUACUUGGCCUCUGAUGAAUCUGCCUACAUAACUGGCAACGAACUAAUCAUCGAUGGAGGAUGGAGCUUGUGA